AUGAUCAGCUCAGCCCGCCAAAGUGUCGGCUCGAUCAGCAUUCGAAAGCUCGACCCGCGCCGUCAACCCGACUAUUCUCAUCACGUAGGAGGUAAUCCGCCGGCCUCCUUCAAGAACCCAUGGCUCAGCUUCGAAGGCGGCAGCCACGGGCUCCUUUCAGUUCUAAAAACACGCUUCUCAAGUACUCGUAACUUCGUGCCUGUUCCCGCAAACGAGGACGGCACUCGGAGUGAGGAGUUGGUGCCCAUCCGGAAACCUGACUGGGGGGCGGGCAAGCCUGGGCUCAAAGCCACCUGGAUCGGUCAUGCAAGCUUUUUCGUGGAGACUUCGGCGUCUUCUGGCGGACCUCGAGGCGUCAGGACCUUCUUCGAUCCUGUGUUCUCGGACCGCAUGAGCCCGGUCUCGUUCUUUGGGCCGAAGAGGUUUAGUCCGCCCCCGUGUUCGCUGGACGAAGUACCAGAGGUCGACUUGGUCGUCAUCAGUCAUAAUCACUAUGAUCACAUGGACUCGGAUACCAUUACGAGGAUUCAUGCUAGAGGUCAAGGGAGGGUGAGGUUUCUCUGCGCCCUGGGUGUCAAGCAGGCGUACCUUGGUAUAGGCAUUCCGGAGGAAGAGAUCGUGGAGUUGGAUUGGUGGGAUGGAGUCCAUAUUACGGUAAAUGGCGUUGGUGAGGUGAACCUUACCUGUACGCCAAGUCAGCACUUCAGUGGCCGUGGAAUUAGGGACCACGGGCAAGCUCUAUGGUGCUCGUGGGUGUUAGAGGAGCUCGGUAGUAGAGCUAUAGACAGACAAACAGAUGUGAGCGCCGCAGCGACAUUCGAAAGUGUACCGAAGACAGGGAAGAAGAUGUUCUUUGCCGGCGAUACCGGUUAUCGGAGCAUCACCUCUGACCCUUCCAUAACCGACGAAGAUUCUCUGCCGCACUGUCCAGCAUUCAAAGAAAUUGGCGAUCUCUAUGGGCCCUUCGAUCUGGCUCUGCUACCCAUCGGCUGCUACUUACCACGUACCUUCAUGUCGCCUGUUCAUUGUGCGCCUGAAGAUUCCGUAUGCAUUCACAAAGAUAUCAGAAGUAAGAAGAGCAUAGGUAUGCAUUACGGCACUGUCAGGGGUGGUCUAAGUGCAGAAUAUGAAGACGUCAGAGAACCGCCGGCUCGAUGGAAAAGGAGCUGUGAGAAAGAAGGGCUGAAGUGGGGAGAGGAAGUAGGCCUCUGCGAUCUUGGAGAGACGGUGGUCGUGUAG
Molecule: messenger RNA, 1239 nt
Organism: Coniosporium apollinis CBS 100218
Lineage: Eukaryota; Fungi; Ascomycota; Dothideomycetes
Exons: 1
Coding region: 1-1239 (412 amino acids)
Biological process (GO): N-acylphosphatidylethanolamine metabolic process; N-acylethanolamine metabolic process
Cellular component (GO): cytoplasm; membrane-bounded organelle
Molecular function (GO): N-acylphosphatidylethanolamine-specific phospholipase D activity; zinc ion binding
Source: RefSeq, a predicted model, not a curated record